This is a messenger RNA of Rasamsonia emersonii CBS 393.64, 618 nucleotides long. Its product is annotated as H(+)-transporting two-sector ATPase. Lineage: Eukaryota; Fungi; Ascomycota; Eurotiomycetes; Eurotiales; Trichocomaceae. The record is from RefSeq and is a predicted model, not a curated record. Gene Ontology annotation, molecular function: proton-transporting ATPase activity, rotational mechanism. Bases 1 to 618 code for a protein of 205 amino acids. Gene Ontology annotation, cellular component: fungal-type vacuole membrane; vacuolar proton-transporting V-type ATPase complex. Gene Ontology annotation, biological process: vacuolar acidification. The transcript is spliced from 5 exons.
AUGGGACGUGUUAUGCAGAUUGCUGCAUUCUCCCUCGCCGAAGUGAGCUAUGCUGUCGGCGGAGACAUUGGCUUCCAGGUCCAAGAAUCCGCCAAACAGGCUCGAUUCCGUGUCCAGGCGAAACAAGAGAACGUGUCCGGUGUCCUUCUUCCUCAGUUCGAGAGUAUCAUUUCAGAAAGCAGCAAUGAUUUUGGAUUGACCGGUCUCGGAAAGGGAGGACAGCAGGUGCAACGGUGUCGGGAGACAUAUGCUAGAGCAGUAGAAACCCUGGUGGAACUUGCCAGUUUGCAGACGGCCUUCGUUAUACUGGACGAAGUUAUCAAGGUCGUCAACCGAAGAGUAAACGCGAUCGAACACGUCAUUAUCCCUCGUACCGAGAACACUAUUAAAUAUAUCAACUCGGAACUGGAUGAGCUCGACAGAGAAGAAUUCUACCGACUGAAGAAAGUCUCCAACAAGAAGCAGCGCGAUAACGCCGCUCAGGACGCCGAGAUUCAGGCGAAGCGGCAAGAGCAAGAACAGGCCAAGAAGGAAAACGGCGCCGCCGCCGAGGCCGACAAGGACCAAGCGCCCACCGAUCUCCUAGCACAGGAGGAGGAUCAGGAUGUCAUAUUCUGA